This is a messenger RNA of Chrysoperla carnea, 954 nucleotides long. RefSeq lists its product as uncharacterized. NCBI's taxonomy places the organism in Eukaryota, Metazoa, Arthropoda, Insecta, Neuroptera, Chrysopidae. The record is from RefSeq and is a predicted model, not a curated record. The coding region runs from base 64 to 954 and encodes 296 amino acids. The transcript is spliced from 4 exons.
UACAUUAAGUUCAAUAAAAAAGUAGCAAAAAAAUGCAAAAACAAAAAGUCAAAAAUUAUUAACAUGAUUGAAUUAUGUUCAAGAUGUAAUAGUCAUGUAUUUUCGUUUAACCGAAAAUAUGCUCUGGGUAGAAUAUGGCAUCGUCAUUGUUUUAGUUGUAAUCGUUGUAAUAAACAGUUAAGUGAUUGUUCGGUUGCUUUCCAUAAUGGUCAAUUACUGUGUCGAGAUUGUUAUAGCUUUCAUGAAUUUCCACCAGCUUGUAUAAAACCAAAAGAACCACUACAAAAACGAUGUGAAGUUUGCAAUUGUAGGUCUGUAUGCUCAAGAAAUGGUAGAACUUGUCAACGUUGUAGUCGUUUCAAAACGCUCAUGGAAGAUGAUGAAUCGAAAUCGAAUCAGUGUUCCAAAUCGAACUUUUGUGACAAAAAAACAUCAACUGUAUCAACGAUUACAUUUUGUCCUACGGCCAAUUCAACUAUGAACAAAGCAACAUCUACCUGUUCAAUUCCAAAUAAUCAAUCGCCAACCACAUCGAACAUAUUCAAAUUCCUCAACAAUGACCCUUGUUCAUCUAAAACAAAUCAAAAAGCAUCUACAGGAUGUUGUACAUUGAAAAGUGCUCAUAUAUCAAGAAAUGAAUCGUUUCCAUUGAACAAAAAACCAUCACCAUGCCAACAAAAACCAUUUCAAUAUUUGUACACAAGUAAAAAAACAUGUCCUGAAUUUUCAAGUACUCUUAAAGGCCCACCUGAAAAUUGUCCUCCAAGAAGUAAAUGUAAUGUAACCCAGAAUUUAAGUAGUUCUUGUUGUCAGGAGCCUAGCAGUAGGUUUCCUGAAGAGAAAUCCUGCCCUACAUGGAUACCCAAAUUUCCUACCAAUUCUUUACCAAAAGAUAGCCAACGCAACAAGUUUGUGAUUUUAGCAUUGCCUAUUCUUGGUGAGAUGGAAAUGUGA